AUGUCAAUCAAGGAAAUUGCAUUGGACUUAACGGUUUUUACACUUACCAGUGUAAAUGAUGCUAUUUCUUUCAAACCACAACUCUGUUUCGAAGUUCCCAAGCAGGACUAUCAACAGUUGAAAGAAGAUUAUAUUAAUUUUACCGGAACUUCCAUACGAAAGAAUCGGUCAAAAUUAUUUUUCCUGCCCACGAAUGUAUCCGACGAACUACAAAAAUUAAAUGCAAGUGUACCGGAGAGUGCGAAACGAGUUCCUAAUGACGGUAGGGUUUAUUAUAAAAACAGACUCAUUACUGAAUUAGACUAUGAGAACGUUAAGCGCGUAGAGACGGCAUGUGCAUUUAUUGCCUAUACUGCGUUAAAUUCGUUUGUACAUUUUGAGACGGAUGUCAAGGGUAAUGCUAGCGGUAAUGGUGAUCAUGAAUCAGUCCCCAUGGUCAGUACCGUCUCAGCCGGUACCAACACUGGCAGUAGUGGUUCAAGUGUUGACAUUGAUGGUACCAGCAGUAAUACUGUUGGAAAUGGCGGUGAUGAUGACGAUGAAAAUGAGGAAGUGUCAUCGAGUGAAAGCGUUACAAGGGCAUUGAAAAAGGGAAAUAUUCUUGGAUUCCGCGAAUUAGGACAUCUUGUUGGAAUUACACCUUGGCAUUUUCAUCGUGUCUUUAAAGUCAUUACUGGUUUAACGAUUAGAGAAUACGGUCAAUUAUGCGUCGAAUUCAUCAAAAAGAAUAAGGAACUAAUUAAUGCCUGUAGAGUUCGUGUGGUAAGGUUUAAAUUGACUGAACAUUAUUCUUGCCUAGAUGAUACACAUUUCCUCAGAGAUGGUGGUCUCCAGUAUCCUGCAACGGAAAACGUCGUCUUACUGCCCGAUUAUUUCAUUGAUCCAAAUAAAUCCAAGGAAUUCAAAAAGAGAAAAAGUAGUACAAAACCGGUACAAGAAGAGGUUAAUUAUGGUGUAACCCAAAGGUCACAGAUACGCAAAAGACGUAGUUCAGUAGUGUACGGUAGAAUUCAACGUGCAUCUCAAAAUACAAUUACGUCCAAUUCGUUGAACGACUGUUUAACUUCACCAACAACAACGAGAAGGUCGGUUUCUUUCCCACGCUCAGACGAGGAGAAUAUUAAUUAUAAUUAUGAUUACGGCUACAACUAUAAGAAUGACGGCAAUGACAACGUCAAUGGUAAUAAUAUUAUUGACAGCAAUUUCGGAAAUCAAAUUGAAAAUGAUACUUUUAACAAUUAUCACUAUUCGAAUACUACAACCAAUAAUAAUUUUGAUAAUGAUACCGACGAGUCCACGUCAGCUUCGAGCGAUUGGGAAAGACCAAUUCAAAAUGUUUUUCCACCAUUAUCGAUGGCAACACCAAGACCUACGUCUCCUGCAAUUACUUCAAGGAAAAAUAGUAUUAUUUCAAUUGGUAGUGCAGGGGCUGCUGCUUCAGCUUCAAACAAUAAAGUUUCUAAAAAGGGCGGGAACCUAAUGGAAGCUCAUAGAAGGAAUCGUAGUGAUGGUUUAGGUUUGAAUUUAGAUUCUUUGCGAGACGGAAGCAUCGACCAUAAGUUGAGUAUGGCAACCACGUCGGCAGGAACGGCAGUUGGAGGUGAUAACGGCAAUGCUAACACAUCAACUAUAGAAUUUAACAACAAUAUAUUUCAAAAUGAUGAUGCUGAGGAUGUGGAUUUUACUAAUCUGGAUUAUAAUAGUUCAAACAACAUAUUUCAAAAACAGUUCAAGUUAGAUCCAAAAUAUCCGUACCCAAGUAAUAGUAGUGACACUAAUGUUGACAGUAAAGCAAACAGUGUCAGUCGUUCUAGUGGGUCUGCAGCAGCUGCAGCCAUAGCAGCAUUUAGUGGUGUGAAUGGUAACGGGAAUAACAACGACAGUAAUGGUAACUCUGGUAUGGAGGGUGUUCCAUCAAUGACUGAUAUCUCCCUAUUCAACAAUUCACUACUAGAACAGACAACUACUCCAGCCGCAAGUUUACUGCUUGAUACAGAUCCAACAAGUGCAAGUACGGGAAUUCAAGAAGAACUUGAUGUUGACACCUUACUUAAUAAUAGUAGUUCAUUAUUAGACGAGCUAGUACCGUUUAGUUCCCAUCCUCAUCACCAUCAUAAUCAUCAACCACAACGUAAAGAUGGUAUUGCUGCAGGCGAACUAUUCAGCAUGCCAGAGGAAAAUGAAUUAUUUGACACAUUAAACGGUGAUCUAUUAGCUGGUGAUGCCCUUUUGAGCUUUGAACAUUAA
Messenger RNA from Zygosaccharomyces rouxii, 2247 nucleotides. RefSeq lists its product as uncharacterized. Lineage: Eukaryota; Fungi; Ascomycota; Saccharomycetes; Saccharomycetales; Saccharomycetaceae. Bases 1 to 2247 code for a protein of 748 amino acids. The transcript has a single exon. The record is from RefSeq and is a predicted model, not a curated record.